UUUCUCCCUUCACUUUUUUUUUUUUUUUUUUUNUUUAAUUAUCUCUCUCUCUAUUUCCCAAAUUCGAACCUGCAAAUCCCUAAAUCCCCAAUUUGAAACCAACUCCAAUUCGUCAUCGUACGACUCUUCUCUUGGGAAGCAUGAAUUGGUUACCUGAGCAAGAGGAGGAUUUCAAAGGUAUUCUCUCUGAUGAUUUCUUUGAUGAUCUCAUCAAUAACCUUGACUGCCCUCUUGAUGAUGAAGACAUCGAUACCACCAAUGCCCCUGACGAAGAAGCUCUUGAUUGGGUUGCCAAGUUUCAAGACCUUGAGCCUCCUCCCAUGGACAUGUUCCCCUCUUUGCCUUCUCACCUCACCUCCCUUGCCAAGCCUGCUCGUCUUGGGGUUCAUCACUCCGUUCCUCCUUUGGUGAAGCAGUCCAAUUCUUCUGAAGCCUUGUCCGGCAUAAACAGCACCCUCCAUCAAUCUUCAUCGCCUCCUGAUAUUAAAGUCUCUAAGCUAUUUCAGUCUUCAAGUCCGGUGUCAGUUCUUGUCAACAGUUGCGAUUCUCUCUCCCCUCAGAACUCCAGGUCUCAGGGAUUGGCUUUCCCUGUGAAAGGCAUGAGAAGCAAGCGCAAACGCCCCACAACAAUGAGAUUAAACUACCUUUUCCCCUUUGAUGAACCCAAAAAGCCCGAGAAGUUGACUCCGGGCGGAUCUGGAUCCGAGAGUUACUAUUCCUCCGAGCAACAUGCCAAGAAGAAACGCAAGAUUCAGCUGACAACAACCCACACAGUGUCUUCCAGUUUUGAGGCAAGUAACUCGGACGGGAUUGUCAGGAAGUGCACUCAUUGUGAGACAACCAAGACCCCGCAGUGGAGGGAAGGACCUAAUGGACCAAAGACCCUCUGCAACGCUUGCGGGGUCAGGUUCAGAUCUGGUCGUCUUGUUCCAGAAUACCGACCUGCCUCAAGCCCGACCUUCAUCCCAUCUGUGCAUUCAAACUCACACAGGAAGAUCAUAGAGAUGAGAAGGAAGGACGACAACCAGUUUGAUACCAGCAUGAUGCACGCGGUGAUAUCCGGAGCUUAAAGACAACAAGGCAGGGCAGUUUUAAGUUUGGUCUCUGAUCCGCAGAAAUGGCAACUCAGUGGAGGAAGAAGAUGGUAUAAAAAGUAGGGGUUAGUGACUGUUUUCAAAUCUGAUGAAGAGAGUUUAGGGGUUUAGUUCAAGUUAGGG
Messenger RNA from Camelina sativa (false flax), 1217 nucleotides. NCBI's taxonomy places the organism in Eukaryota, Viridiplantae, Streptophyta, Magnoliopsida, Brassicales, Brassicaceae. The record is from RefSeq and is a predicted model, not a curated record.